AUGGCAUUCUCAGUCUCUUCACUGGUUGUGCUAGUGAUGAUCUUGUCCAGUCCCAUCUACUCCACCAGCUGCAACCUGCCACUGAGCCUUACUUUGGAAAAUCAGGAGACUGUCAGAGCUCUGGACCAAGUAGGAACAGUCUCUCUUCUUUCCUGUCUGAAUUAUAGGACCAAUUUCAAAUUCGCCAAGGAGCAGCUCGAUGGCCAGUUCCAGAAGGCACAGGCUAUGUCCAUCGUCCACGAAACAGUCCAGCAGGUCUUCCAUCUCUUCUUCUUAGUGAAUGUUUCUGCUGCCUGGGACAAGACCCUCCUGGACCUUGUGCGCACAGGGCUGCACCAGCAGCUGGAAUACCUGGACUCAUGCUUGGUGCAGCUGGGGACAGAGGAGGACUCUGCCCUGAGCUAUGGGAGCGCUUCCCUGGAGAUGAAGAGGUACUUCCGGAGAAUUCGUCUCUACCUGAAAGAGAAGAAGUACAGUGUGUGUGCCUGGGAGGUCGUCAGAGUGGAAAUCAAGAGGUGCUUUCUCUUCAUUAACAAGUUUAUCAGAACACAAGGACUGGAAGAAGAAAGAAGCUGA
Messenger RNA from Erinaceus europaeus (western European hedgehog), 576 nucleotides. Its product is annotated as interferon omega-1-like. Gene Ontology annotation, molecular function: type I interferon receptor binding; cytokine activity. The record is from RefSeq and is a predicted model, not a curated record. The coding region runs from base 1 to 576 and encodes 191 amino acids. NCBI's taxonomy places the organism in Eukaryota, Metazoa, Chordata, Mammalia, Eulipotyphla, Erinaceidae. Gene Ontology annotation, cellular component: extracellular region. Gene Ontology annotation, biological process: defense response; cytokine-mediated signaling pathway; humoral immune response. The transcript has a single exon.